Messenger RNA from Rhincodon typus (whale shark), 385 nucleotides. Its product is annotated as (E3-independent) E2 ubiquitin-conjugating enzyme UBE2O-like. The transcript has 5 exons. The record is from RefSeq and is a predicted model, not a curated record. Lineage: Eukaryota; Metazoa; Chordata; Chondrichthyes; Orectolobiformes; Rhincodontidae. Bases 26 to 376 code for a protein of 116 amino acids.
GCUCAAGCUCGAAGACCGCUCACUGAUGCCCCGUGACCUGGUUCGACGCAUGGGCAAAAAUGCUGAUAAUCAAUGUGGAACAGUGAUUGAUGUGAAUAUGGAGUGCACCUUGAAGAUUCUGGGAACAAAUUACAUUCUUCACCCAGUCAACAGUAGAGACUUGCAGCAUAUUUGGCCAUUUGUCUAUGGUGAUUAUAUAGCCUUUGAUUGCUGGCUAGGAAAGGUUGACAACAUUGUGGCCCAGCUUAUCCUAAAGCUAUCAAAUGGAGCCAGAUGCUCAAUGAGUACCAGUGAUGGCAGUAAGCUUGUUGAUCUUUGUCCCCAUGUCAGUGACUCGAAACAAAUUCCUUCAUCAGCCCGUGUCACGCAAGGCUGAGAAAGUGCC